Messenger RNA from Mytilus trossulus (common blue mussel), 1928 nucleotides. RefSeq names its product XK-related protein 6-like. Gene Ontology annotation, cellular component: plasma membrane. Gene Ontology annotation, biological process: phosphatidylserine exposure on apoptotic cell surface; engulfment of apoptotic cell; apoptotic process involved in development. The transcript is spliced from 2 exons. Bases 210 to 1529 code for a protein of 439 amino acids. The record is from RefSeq and is a predicted model, not a curated record. Lineage: Eukaryota; Metazoa; Mollusca; Bivalvia; Mytilida; Mytilidae.
AUUUAUAAUACAUACACAUACAUAGCAUAUGAAUUUCUCUUAAAUUCUUUCAAUUUUGCUGUUAUAAAUGAUAAAAUUAUGGAAACGGUGACAUUUAAGGUUAUUAGCCAAAUGUUGUAUAAUAUUUGAAAGUUUGAAUUGAAACAUGGUGCAAUACUUCCAAACACACUCCUGUUUAUAAACCAGAUGUAAAAUGCUGUGAACCUGAAAUGGAUCAUAAAGAUUCCAGACGAUGCUCACAAAGUGUAAUCGGCUUACAAAUUAAAAACGAAAGUACCACAUGUAUGCUUGAAGAUACUGACUCUAAUGCGAAUGAUGACAAACAGCAUGAGGCAAAUGUGAGUGAUGACAAACGGUCAGAUUUAAAUUUGAAAGAGUAUGAAAAAUCAAAUGGCCCCAAUUCUAUUCAUCAUAAAAGCCAUAAAAGCUUCGGGAAUCGUCUGAAGAUUUUCUGUUUUGGAAGAGAGCUGCCAAAAAAGACAACAAAAUACUUCCGUUUUAAGAAAAUAUUUUCUGCUGUUAUUUUUAUUGCAUUGUUUUAUUAUGAUAUAGCUACAGACAUUUUAUUAGCAGUGGAUUAUUAUCGAAUUGGAGAAUUGAUGUAUUUUGGUUUAACAACCACUUUCAUUGUUGUGCCACUUUUGAUUGUUAAUGUUUAUAACAUGUUCCUCCUGUUUACUGGAGGUAAUUAUGCUGAAGAAACAAAACAUUUAACACUUAGAAUGUUGUGUUCAAUUCCGUUUAUGUCUGCACCAGUUGAUGGUAUCAUUGUGUAUGCCUAUUACAGCAUAAAAAAGGGGAUAGAUUGGGAUCGGAUAGAUGGUGAUCUCGGAACGUACUUUAAGGUGAUUGUAGCUUUCAUGGAAGACAUACCACAACUUGCAUUACAAAUGUACAUUACACUGACAGAAUCCUCGGAUGAAAUGAAUGUAUAUACACAUGUACUACGUUCUUUAUCAAUGACAGCAUCAUGGAUCAGCGUCAUCACGACGAUGAAUACGUAUGUAACCAAUGAUUACGAAUUUCAGAAGGAGAAAAAGUUACCACUUUUCGAGCAGUGUAUGUUAUUUGUGUAUAAUGCUAGUGAAACUGGAUUGAGAGUAAUUGUGUUCGUACUAUUCACUGUGCAAUUUAAGUAUAAAGUACUAGCAGUGUUUUUUCCUCACUGGACACUGUUAAUGAUUUGGUUGUUUCAUUAUCAUAAUACUACUGAUAGGGUUCAUUUCUCAUUCUGUGAUAGGAUUGUUUUCCCCUUAACACAGAGCAUCAUUUUAACUUUCUCAUCAGGGGUAGAUAAAUUUGGAGCGAGAAACCCCUGUAGUAACUCAAAUGGCUCUAUGACUUUAAAAGGUUUGGUCUAUCAUUUGCUUAUAUUCAUUGAAAAUAUUGUCAUGUUCGUAGCUUGGUUGUGCUUCACACCAUUAACUGGGUUCAUGUACUACAGUAUAAUUUGUAGUGUUGCAUUGUUUACCGUCCUUUGUAAAGUGACAAGUUUAUCAAUUCGACAAUUAAACAAAGAUUUUGUUUAGUUUUUCUUAUAACACAACUUAUUCAAUUGAUAUAUUUUUAUUAAUCUGGGUUUUUGGAAAUAACUUCUCUGUAGGAAUAUAUCAAAUGAUUACACUAAUCCUUUGUAGAAUCUUUAGAAUAUUAUUUUUUUAAAUGGUUUCACAUACUCUUUUAUUAUAUUGAACCGAAUUCGACCGAUUUAAUAUUUACCUACACCAAUUACAAAUUUGCUGUUAUUUUUUUUUUUCGUUAUUUUGUAUUAUUUUUUAGACACUUAUUACAUAGUUAAUACUUUAAUUAACUGAUUUAUUUGUUCUUCUAUAAAAAAAAAAAAAAAAAAAACUUUUGUCAUUUCACAAACAAACAUUGGGGAAAAAGGGUUCAGUCCUCAACAAGAUAAUUAGAUUAACACCUUAAUU